Messenger RNA from Opisthocomus hoazin, 972 nucleotides. Its product is annotated as olfactory receptor 5AR1. Gene Ontology annotation, cellular component: membrane. The record is from RefSeq and is a predicted model, not a curated record. Gene Ontology annotation, molecular function: olfactory receptor activity; G protein-coupled receptor activity. NCBI's taxonomy places the organism in Eukaryota, Metazoa, Chordata, Aves, Opisthocomiformes, Opisthocomidae. Gene Ontology annotation, biological process: G protein-coupled receptor signaling pathway.
AUGAUGGCCAGAGGAAACCACACCCCCAGCGCUGAAUUUGUUCUUGCAGGGUUCUCAGAGCAGGGGGACGUCCAGGCUGUCCUUUUCGUGGUCUUCUUGGUGAUCUACAUGAUCACUCUGCUGGGGAAUCUGGGGAUGCUCGUGUUAAUCAGGUCGGAUGCCCAGCUUCACACCCCCAUGUACUUCUUCCUGAGCAGCCUGUCCUUCCUGGACAUCUGCUAUUCCUCCUCCAUCACGCCCAGACUGCUCGCAGAUCUCCUAACAGAAAGGAAGGUAAUUUCUUACUCUGCAUGCCUCAUACAGUUUUAUUCCUAUGCGGUCUUUGCCACCACUGAGUGCUACCUCUUGGCUGCGAUGGCAUACGACCGCUAUGUGGCCAUCUGCAGACCACUGCUCUACGCCAUCUCCAUGUCCAGCAGGGUUUGUGCACUGCUGGUAGUUGGCUCGUACCUUGCUGGGAUCGUGAAUGCCACUAUCCACACGGGGUUUGCUCUUCAGCUGUCCUUCUGUGGUUCCAACAUCAUCAACCACUUCUACUGUGAGGGGCCCCCGCUUUACGCCAUCUCUUGCGUGGACCCCACCAUCAAUGAGAUUAUGAUGUUCACCGUGGUUGGCUUCAACCUGUUUGUCACCAGUCUGACCAUCCUCAUCUCCUACAUCUACAUCCUUGCCACCAUCCUGAGGAUGCGUUCGGCCGCAGGCAAACACAAAGCUGUUUCCACUUGUGCAUCCCACCUGACAGCCGUGACCCUCUUCUAUGGGUCUGCUGCAUCCAUGUACUCACGGCCCAGCUCCAGGCGGUCCCAGGACCUUGACAAAGUGGCCUCUGUGUUUUACACUGUGGUGACCCCCAUGCUGAACCCCCUCAUCUACAGCCUGAGGAACAAGGAGGUGAAGGGUGCGCUGGGGAGAGUGAUAGAGAAGAAACGUUCAUCCCAAAAAUCGUUUUCUCUAGUGCUUCAGAGGAAUUGA